CCCGCAGGCUCUGCAUUUCUUGGUGACUUCUGCACCAGCUCUUCUCCAGGAGCCAAGCUUUUGGAUUUAAGGUAGUUUGCCCAGGACCAGACUUUGCUAUGUUGGCCAAGACAGUGCUUUCUCUUGGUCUGUGGCUGCAGUUUGCUGCGGGACAGAACACACCUGAGAGAGGUCCCCAGCCGUCUAUUUCCAAUUCAGAGGGGGACCUCCUCUUCUUGCUGGACAGCUCUGGCAGCGUCUCCUACUAUGAGUUUUCCAGGGUCAAGGAAUUCAUGUGGGACCUUGUGCAACCUUUCACCUUCGGCCCCAAAGAUGUCCAGACCAGCAUCAUCCACAUCAGCACUACGCCCACCAUGGAGUUCCCUUUUGACCGGUACCUGUCCAGUGGGACUCUGCAACAAGCCAUCCGGGACACUCAGCAGCUCAUGGGCGACACUAACACAGGCAAAGCGCUCUCCUAUGCCAAGGAGAAGUUCUUCAGUGAUGAAGCUGGUGCCCGACCAGAUGUGCCCAAGGUACUGGUUUGGGUGACAGAUGGUUUCUCCACUGAUGACAUCUCUGAACCCAUGCAGCUCCUGAAGGACAUGGGAGUAACAGUCUUCAUUGUCAGCACUGGACGGGGAAAUUACCUAGAACUCUCUGCUGCUGCCAGCCAGCCUCCUGAGAAGCACCUGCACUUUGUGGAUGUUGAUGAUCUACCCAUCAUCACAAAGGAGCUUCGAGAUGCUAUCCUAGAUGUUAUCCAAGCAAAUCGGCUCCAUGCAGUAGAUAUCACCUCAAGCAGCUUCCGACUGAUGUGGCCCAAACUCCUCUCCGAAGAAACUGGCUACUACACCCUAGAGUAUGCCCCAAUAGAUGAUCUAGCAAGGAAGAGGACAAAGCAAGUGUCUGGGGCUCAUACUAGCCUCAUGCUAAGCAACCUUGCACCGGAAACUACUUAUGAGGUGGCACUCAUUCCUGAAUCCAACGUCCACUACUUCCCUCCCCAGACAACAAGGGUUACCACACUGGCAGAGGAAAUAAGCCCAGCUCAGGUUCUCAUCUCAGAGUCUGGGCCACACAGCUUCCAUGUUAGCUGGGCUCCUACACUGGACAGUGUGAUCGGCUAUCAGAUCCUGUAUGGACCACUCCCUGGGAACUCAGUGAAGCUGCUGGAGGUGGAUGGCAAGCACAAUAGCACUGUGGUGGAGAAUCUGGCACCCAAUACAACCUAUCUAGUGACAGUGACUGCAAUCUACAAAUCGGGAAAGGAGAAAUCCCUGUCAGCUAAAGCAUGCACUCAGGAAGAGGGCUCCAGAGUGAGGCACCUUCGCUUUGAAGACAUGGGCCCCAACACCCUGAAAGCCUCCUGGGACUCUGCCGAUGGAAAAGUCCUUGGUUACAGGGUCAGAUGCCGGCGGCAAACUGGCCCUUCAUCUGUCAUUAGCGUUUCGCCACAGAUCCACAGCGUGCUCCUCACAGACCUGGCUUCAGGCACCACUAACAAAGUGUGUGUGAAGCCCAUGUACAAGAACCAGCCAGGCAAAGGGCUAUGCCGCAUGGUGCACAUGCAGCCAGCUACAGAGACCCAAGGAUAUAAGCACAGACAGAGAGCAUGACAGACUCUGGAGUGAACUGAUUCCUGGCAGGGCAAGGAAUCUUGCUUGGACAAAGACUUGGACAAAAAGGAGGGGUCAGGGGCGGAAACUGGAAAGCUCACAGACCACCUCCCAGCCCGCACUGUCUGUUGAGGUGUCCUGGUUGUCAAGCCUAAAGGCUGUCCUCAGCCAAGUUCUCACAAAGCUUAAAGGUUUAGCUCGGCUGGAUGGAACAACCAAUCCAACUAAUAGAUCCCAAAUCUGUACCCUCUUUUAUAUAAAUAUGCCUGACAAAUAACAAACAAAAGGCAAAGUGAUGAAUCCUCACUGUUGCUUGCUUACUGCCUGUUCUCUAUUUAUUAAAUAUUGUUACAGUUUUAUUUUUGCAGCUUAUGAGCGUUCAAGACUCGGCUGUUUACUGCCCUGGCCUUUCAUUCUGGGCACCUGCACUCAGAGAAAGAUUACAUGCGGCCAAAUCCAUUCCUGCUGUCAACAGCCAUUGAAACUAACCCACUUGACAAAAAGCAGCUUUCCUCCAACUCAGCCAGUGUACACAACAGGUAGUUCAAAUUAGGCAUCCCAAAAGUAUAGCAUCUCAGGGAUGGAAGGGAAAAGCAUUAGGAGAAAGAAGAAUAACAUAAUACAAAAAUGUACAGUAUGCAGAGGAGAUCAGGUCAAAGCCACCAGGAUUUCUGAGAAGAGGAAGAAAAGAGGUUGUUAACCCACUUGGCCUUUGGCCAGGACGUGGAGACACUUUAUAAAAGACAUGCUGCCUUUUAAAAAGUGCAAGGACAGUUUAGUGUUCUCAGAUGGUCUUUGGUUUAUGGCAGAGCUUGGUCGGUGAACUGUGAGAAAUGGAACGAUAGGGCCAUGCCACGCCAGGGCUGAUGAGCACUGUCGGAGUGCUCUAGCAGAAAAGUUUGCUCACUGUCUGCCUGCUGAAUUCUUGAGUCUCAUCAACACUGUUCCACUCUCCCUCUGGCACUGGUAUUAAAUUCAUCUGCUGCAAUGACAUACAGAUCCCAGAUGGACUUGAAGGGUUCGGUUCCCCCCAAGUCAUUUGCCUUGGGAUUUGGUAUCAGUCUGAGAGCAGGAAACUCAAAAACUUGGGAAUUUGCUUCUCCAGCAGGUUACUCUGCUCUAGAGCUCUCAGCCCUCAGCUGAGCUCAAGGAGCAGCAGCGAGUCAAGAAAAGCUAGAAAGCAAGACCGUCUAAAGCAGUUAUUUCUGUUUCUCAUUCAAAUAUGCACCUUCAAACAACAGUGCAGUACUGCCUGGAUCGUGACCACUGAAUUACUGUGACAUACCUCCAAUCAGUUUCACCAAAUUGGAUGUGAGUUCUGCUAUCAGAGCCGCUAUAUGGAGAUUAAUUAGCCUGUUCUGUGACCACUUAUGGACAGUAAGUCUCCAGCACUAUCAUUCCAGGCUCUAUCCUCUGCGCUCUGAAAACACCUAUCACAUCUUAGUGUCUUGUCCUGGGCUUCCACCCAGUGCUAAGUUUGAGCUACACUUAAAAAUCAGGUUUUUAGGGGAGAAGAGUAAAUCUGAUUCCUUCCCUUUGGCCCCAGGCUUGAAUUUGCUGUUGCUAAGCUACUCUUUGGAAAGAGGAGCUGGGGAAAAAAAAAAAAAAAAAAGACAAUUUUAAUACCUAGUGACAAAGCCACUGGAGCAGCAUGGUUCCAAAAUUCAGGGCUUAGGGCUGUAAAGAAAUGUAUAUACUUUUCUGGUAACAAAAACCAGCAUCAGUGGGAACACCUUCCCUCAGUAACGCUUGCUCUGUUUUAAAUUUAUUACUUAUUUGUCCUACAUGUGGAACUUUAUUUUAAAGCUAUGCUGUAUGUUGGAGAGCCCCCAUGCAGUGUCGCUCCAUCCUGCAAACCCUCCAUUAGCUCUGCUUAUGGACUUCUUAAAACAGCUUCUUUCAGAGCUGAGAGGAACUUUGCCACUGACCUUGUCUCCUGAGUGCUGAAUUCGUCGUAUCUAGGUUUAUGGAGCAUUUGCCUUGGGCUGUCUUCUUGUACAGGAAGAAGGGAUAGGAGGUAGGUGAGUCAUUAACUCAAUAAGAAGAUUUCAUACAAUUUGUGUUCUCCUUUGGAAUGUGCAUUUGUGACUGAUUAAUGUUAAUGGAGACUCUGUGCUGAGGGGAAGAUAAAGCCUCUGGAAUCACUCAUGCAAUAAGAUAAUCUUGUUCAUUCUUGCUGUAGGACAGAAAUUAAUUUUGCACAACUCCCUGCAUAGUUUACUAAUAGAUUAAUGUGUCAUCCUCCCCCAAUUGUAAUGCAUCCUUUUGAAGGCAAUUAAAUAUACAAUACAAGA
Messenger RNA from Gymnogyps californianus (California condor), 3892 nucleotides. RefSeq names its product von Willebrand factor A domain containing 1 (gene VWA1). Bases 99 to 1598 code for a protein of 499 amino acids. The transcript has 7 exons. Gene Ontology annotation, molecular function: protein binding. NCBI's taxonomy places the organism in Eukaryota, Metazoa, Chordata, Aves, Accipitriformes, Cathartidae. The record is from RefSeq and is a predicted model, not a curated record.